This is a messenger RNA of Centruroides sculpturatus (bark scorpion), 4837 nucleotides long. Its product is annotated as adenylate cyclase type 3-like. The transcript is spliced from 28 exons. Gene Ontology annotation, molecular function: adenylate cyclase activity. The record is from RefSeq and is a predicted model, not a curated record. Lineage: Eukaryota; Metazoa; Arthropoda; Arachnida; Scorpiones; Buthidae. Gene Ontology annotation, biological process: intracellular signal transduction; cAMP biosynthetic process; adenylate cyclase-activating G protein-coupled receptor signaling pathway.
CCCAAACGUCUGUCUGGUAUCCUUGGAGGAUCGAUAUAAAUUUUUUAAUUAUUGAUAAAUAUAAUAAAAUGGCAGUGAGUGAAUCAAUAGAUUUUCCAUCAGAAUCGUCUUUGGUUGAGCAUUGCUCCCUCUGUCUUUCGUCUCAUCUGCUAAGGUUUCCCCCCCACUGAGAAGUGGAUUCGUUCCAUAGCGUAAAUGUCGAUCCCCAAGCCACAGAAGUCGGUCGAUGAGAAACAGACGAUGAUGUGUGAAAGAAGUGGAGAAAAUUUUCCAAAUACACGAGGAUAACUUUUAAUAAGAAUCUCAAAUAACAGUUGUACCGGAAGAUGACAAACAGAAACGAGUGAAAUAUGGUGGACAAGGAGACUACUAAGGAAGUGAUCAUAGCUUUAGAAGACGGAAAAGUAGAAUGUGAUGAGGAUUGUAAACGUAAUUUACCUAAACGUUCUUCUUCGUUGCUCAGGCGAGGCGAUACCACUCUCAGCAUCGACACCACUGGCUUUCAACGUUAUUUGCCCUCCUGUAUACAGUUUGCUUUUGCAGAUCAGGAAGUGGAACAGCUCUAUCGUCAGUUCUGUCAGAACGAGAAAUGCAGCGAACUCAAGUCAUUCCUAAUAAUUGUUAUUGUCGUCGACUUGACUUUAUUAACUUUAUACGGCCUUUCUUACCAACAGCAGAAACUUCCUCAGUUGAUAGUUUUACUUGUCCUCUUCGUCUCGCUAGUGAUCUUGUUGAUAUUAACGUGGAAAUGGAGCAUACCUCGACUUCUUUGGACUUUUAUACCGUAUUUAAUGUGGCUAGUUCAAGUCGGCCACGUUUUCUGCGACGUUUGGCUUUAUCCGUUACCUCGUCUCCCAGUCGAUGCCGUUAGUUGGAUUGUUUUAUAUACUUAUUCUCUCUAUAUACUUCUACCCAUGCAAAUUAGUCUGUGUGUCACGUUGGGAGUAUUAAUGGCCUUUCUUCAUUCGCUACUCAUCGCCAUAUUACCGGAAGAUCACAAUCAUCUAGGAUAUCAGUUCGGUGCAAAUGUAUGUCUUUACGUGUGUACUAAUCUUCUCGGAGCUAUGACUUACUUCUUCAUGGAACGGCAACAGAGGAAAGCUUUUCUAGAAACUCGUCAGAGUCUAGAAGCUAAAUUAAUCUUAGAAGAGGAAUCUCAGGAACAGGAAAGACUGCUGUUAUCGGUUCUACCGAAACACGUGGCUGCAGAAAUCAGACAAGACUUGGGAGCCGUGGUAACGGGACAGUUUAAAAAAAUUUACAUGUGCAGACACGAAAAUGUCAGUAUUUUAUUUGCUGAUAUUGUUGGUUUCACAGCAAUAUCUUCCACUUGUCCUGCAGCCGAACUUGUAAGAACAUUAAAUGAAUUAUUUGCAAGAUUUGACAAAUUAGCCGAGAAGUAUCAUCAGCUAAGAAUAAAGAUUUUAGGCGAUUGUUACUACUGCAUCAGUGGUGCUCCCAUUGAUAGAUCAGAUCAUGCAGUGCUUUGUGUACAUAUGGGACUUAGCAUGGUCGAGGCUAUCAGAUCCGUAAGAGAACAAACAAAAUCUACCGUUGACAUGAGAGUUGGAGUGCAUACAGGAGGAGUGCUGGCUGGUGUUUUGGGACAGAGACAAUGGCAGUUUGACGUUUACAGCAGAGAUGUGGAGUUGGCUAACAAGAUGGAGAGUGGAGGAUUACCAGGUCGUGUACAUAUAUCUGAAAAAACUCUCAGCUAUUUAAAUGGUGAAUUUGAAGUUAUGCCAGGCGAUGGUGCAUCAAGAGAGGAAGCAAUUCGUCUUGCUGGAAUAAAAACUUUUUUUAUAGUUCAAGUGCUGAAGCCAGUAAGACGUACUUUUUUGAUAAAUACCACAGUAGAAAAUAAUACAGAAGAGGAAAAUGUUAGGAAAGACGUCAACGAAUAUCAUUUGAGACUUCAUAAAGAGUUAAUUAAUACAGAAAGACAAGACUUAGGCAAAUAUGUCAGAUUAUUUACUCUUUGGUUUAUUGAUCCGAAAUUGGAAGAUCAAUAUCAAAACAGCACAGAUAGCACCAGCUGCAUUUCGAUGGGAGGUUUAUUGGUCAUUCUUAUCUCCCAUAUGGCUGCUUACUUUUUCGUUAUGUAUGGGAGCCUUGUCGUUUAUGUAACUUUUCCGUGUGGAUUGAUUGUCAUCAGUAGCAUUUUCUUCCUUAUAAUUGCAUCGCUUUUGUCAAAGUCGGCUCCAAAAUUAUUAUCGUCGUUUUCACAAAAAAUUCAAGAAAGUAUUUGGUUAAGAAUAGGAAUUGCAAUAACAUUAAUAUCAACGUGGUUUGCCGUCCAUUUGGUUAGCAUGAUAUUUUCUUCGGUUCCCGUUUCCAAUAAUCCAAAUACUACUUUUAUAAUUUCCAAAAAUAGUGCAGCAUUUCCUCCUUAUUUUAGUUAUUUUAGCAUACUCGGUGUUCUCGGUGUUACCGUUGUUGCUAACAUCAGUCACAUGAUCAAAAUUUUAUUUACAGUAAUUAUAAUACUCGUUCAGUGUUGUUUUAAUAUCUUGCUUCAGUCUUCGUGGCUCGAUUGGUACGACGCCACGUUCUAUCCUCAAAAACAACUGAAUAUUUAUCAUCAAGAGAGUUUAUCAAUUAUUCUUGUUGGAGUCUCGCUGUGUCUUAUAAUAAUUAAUUGGCAGUUUGAAAAAACAUCUAGGAAGUUAUUUCUAUGGCAAAAAGAAGUAGAAGAACAAAGAGAGAAGGUAGCAGAUAUGAGAAGGAAGAACGAAGCACUAGUUUAUAAUAUAUUACCACCUCACGUCGCUAAACAUUUCUUAGGAAGAAAUAAAAAAGACGAAGAACUAUACAGUAAAAGUUACGAAGCUGUUGGAGUAUUAUUUGCAGCCAUGCCGAAUUUUUCAGACUUUUAUACAGAAGAGACGGUUAACAACCAAGGAUUAGAAUGCCUCAGGUUUCUAAAUGAAGUUAUCUCGGAUUACGAUGCGCUCUUAGAACAGCCAAGAUUUCGCGAUAUUAUUAAAAUAAAAACAAUCGGUUCAACUUACAUGGCUGCCAGUGGAUUGAGUGAAGAAGAAACUGUUAAACAAGAUGCUCCAAUUAAAGAGAAGUGGGCUCAUCUGUCUAGGUUAACCGAAUUUGCGCUGACAUUAAAAGCAACUCUAAACAACAUCAAUAAAGAAAGUUUCAACAAUUUUGUACUUCGAAUGGGUCCGAAGUUAUUUCUAUGGCAAAAAGAAGUAGAAGAACAAAGAGAGAAGGUAGCAGAUAUGAGAAGGAAGAACGAAGCACUAGUUUAUAAUAUAUUACCACCUCACGUCGCUAAACAUUUCUUAGGAAGAAAUAAAAAAGACGAAGAACUAUACAGUAAAAGUUACGAAGCUGUUGGAGUAUUAUUUGCAGCCAUGCCGAAUUUUUCAGACUUUUAUACAGAAGAGACGGUUAACAACCAAGGAUUAGAAUGCCUCAGGUUUCUAAAUGAAGUUAUCUCGGAUUACGAUGCGCUCUUAGAACAGCCAAGAUUUCGCGAUAUUAUUAAAAUAAAAACAAUCGGUUCAACUUACAUGGCUGCCAGUGGAUUGAGUGAAGAAGAAACUGUUAAACAAGAUGCUCCAAUUAAAGAGAAGUGGGCUCAUCUGUCUAGGUUAACCGAAUUUGCGCUGACAUUAAAGGCAACUCUAAACAACAUCAAUAAAGAAAGUUUCAACAAUUUUGUACUUCGAAUGGGUCCUUAUUUCUUUAAUUAUUAGUUUGAAAAAACAUCUAGGAAGUUAUUUCUAUGGCAAAAAGAAGUAGAAGAACAAAGAGAGAAGGUAGCAGAUAUGAGAAGGAAGAACGAAGCACUAGUUUAUAAUAUAUUACCACCUCACGUCGCUAAACAUUUCUUAGGAAGAAAUAAAAAAGACGAAGAACUAUACAGUAAAAGUUACGAAGCUGUUGGAGUAUUAUUUGCAGCCAUGCCGAAUUUUUCAGACUUUUAUACAGAAGAGACGGUUAACAACCAAGGAUUAGAAUGCCUCAGGUUUCUAAAUGAAGUUAUCUCGGAUUACGAUGCGCUCUUAGAACAGCCAAGAUUUCGCGAUAUUAUUAAAAUAAAAACAAUCGGUUCAACUUACAUGGCUGCCAGUGGAUUGAGUGAAGAAGAAACUGUUAAACAAGAUGCUCCAAUUAAAGAGAAGUGGGCUCAUCUGUCUAGGUUAACCGAAUUUGCGCUGACAUUAAAGGCAACUCUAAACAACAUCAAUAAAGAAAGUUUCAACAAUUUUGUACUUCGAAUGGGUAUUAACCAGGGCCCAAUAACUGCUGGAGUGAUUGGAGCGAGAAAACCACAUUACGAUAUGUGGGGAAACACAGUUAACGUUGCUAGUCGUAUGGAAAGCACAGGGAAAGCCGGUUGUAUUCAGGUUGUUGAAGAAACAUCUCGUAUAUUGGAAGAAUUUGGCUACGUUUUCGAACAACGUGGACUCGUCACUGUUAAAGGCAAAGGGAAAUUAAUGACUUAUUACUUAGUUGGCAAAAAACACGAAAAUGGAGUAACUUACGAAGAUUUACGCAGAUCUCCUUCUUUAAUACCUAAUUCUGCAGCGGAUCCUCAUUGCCAGUGAUUGCCAGACUUUUUUAAAUAAAAGGAAUUACGCCAGGGACUUAAAUUUAAAGGCAAAAAAGUGAAUUUUAGUAGAUUAGUAAAUCGUUUUCUUGUUGUAAAUAUAUUUACCACAUAUGAAAUCAAUUACAGGUUUGUAUUCUGUAAAAUGAUUCUGAUUGGUUUUAUUAUAAAGAUAAUAAAUACGGGCACAAAUACAGCAAAGUAUUGUAUAUAUCGCAUCAUAAAACUAUGACAGGACUAUUUGUGAUUACUUGUGUGAAAGAAAUU